AUGGAGCAUCCUAACGUUUCAGACGCCGAUUUGUCAACUUUGUCGAAAGAAACGACAUGUAAUUAUCCAAACAAAAACAUUCAUUGCGCACCAUAUCUGUCGACCUUAUACAGCGAUUACUACUACUAUGCUGCCGAAAAGCACACUGCUCUCUACCUGUCCUGGGCACUGUAUUCAGCGUGGACGUUAUACGAAUAUCUGAAAUCGUUGCUAGAUGCCUUCGGUAACAUUUCCUGUCAGGAUUGGGGAUGUGACAAAUGCCAACAUGGAGGCAAAUGUAAACCAGGCAGACAUGGCCUUAACUACAACUGCCGAUGCAAAGGGCUUGUUGAGUGCCGCGGUGUAAGGAGCAUCUUUUACGCCUACGGGUUCACAUUUGGUAAUGCUGAAGUCUUAUCUGACUUUGAGAAUAAAAGAUACUGUCACAAUUUCUACAAACAACUGCAGAACGUAUUAAAUUCCAAAUGUUUCAUUGACCUCUUCCAAAAAUGUGACGAAUUCAUAUUCACCAUCAGGCAGCCGUUUAUAUGGCUGAACAUCGCACUCUGGUCACUGUCCCUCUUCUACCUCAUCUGCGUGAUGGUUGGUCGCCUGGACGUUUUCCACAUCCGAUCCCAUCUCAGAUCACCCUCAUCGCACACCAUCACUGCGCAAUCACUGUUGGCUGCAGCGCAAGUCGGAAGGCUUGCCAAGAUAACUUAUCUACAACCGUAA
Molecule: messenger RNA, 714 nt
Organism: Babesia bigemina
Lineage: Eukaryota; Apicomplexa; Aconoidasida; Piroplasmida; Babesiidae
Exons: 1
Coding region: 1-714 (237 amino acids)
Source: RefSeq, a predicted model, not a curated record